This is a messenger RNA of Bactrocera neohumeralis, 1035 nucleotides long. RefSeq names its product elongation of very long chain fatty acids protein F-like. NCBI's taxonomy places the organism in Eukaryota, Metazoa, Arthropoda, Insecta, Diptera, Tephritidae. Gene Ontology annotation, biological process: sphingolipid biosynthetic process; fatty acid elongation, monounsaturated fatty acid; fatty acid elongation, saturated fatty acid. Gene Ontology annotation, cellular component: endoplasmic reticulum membrane. Gene Ontology annotation, molecular function: fatty acid elongase activity. The transcript has 3 exons. The record is from RefSeq and is a predicted model, not a curated record. The coding region runs from base 66 to 881 and encodes 271 amino acids.
ACGAAACUGAGGCGCAACAGUAUGCCAAAGUGAUUGAACGAGCUUCGUAGUCGGCGAAAGUCAACAUGAUGGAUAUUGUGGAAAGUGCCUACGUCCUGGUAACAAGCCCCAGCCCCACCAAGGAAGGCUACAACUAUCUACCCUACCAUGGUGCCAUACUGCCAGUUAUACUCAUCGAAAUCGCAUAUGUUUCGUUUGUGUUCAGAAUAGGACCAUGGUUUAUGAAGAAUCGGGAACCCUACAAGUUGACGGGCGUUUUGCGUUACUACAACAUAAUGCAGAUACUUUUCAACGCUGUCAUGGCGGUUUGUGGCAUUUAUGUGUACUUCUACAAGAAAGCCGUGCCUAUUUCUUGCAUAACGGUGUUGCCUUGGGAACAUCCGCUCAAGUCGAUUGAAAUGGUGGCCAGUUACGCUUAUGUAAUCAACAAGUUUCUCGAUCUUUUCGAUACGAUAUUUUUUGUGCUGCGCAAGAGCUAUAAGCAAGUGACCUUUCUGCAUGUCUAUCAUCACAUCUUGAUGACCAGCAUAUCAUUUAUUUAUAUGCGCAUUAUCGGCACUGGUGGACAUGCGGCCAUCACCGGCAUCAUGAACUCCAUUGUGCAUGUGAUAAUGUACGGCUACUACUUUGUGAGUGCCUCCAGUCCCAAUGUGAAAAACUCGCUGUGGUGGAAAAAGUACAUCACGCAAAUACAAAUUGUACAGUUUGUUUUGGCAUUAAUACACAAUCUGUGGCCACUAGUCGUGGAUACGAGCUGUUCGGUGUCGAAGACAUUCUGUGUGUUCGCUGUGAUACAAGCCGUCAUGAUGAUUUACCUCUUCGGUAGUUUCUAUAAGAAAAGUUAUUUGGAUGCGAAAAAGAAAGUUGAGAAAAGUAAGUGAUCUGGAAGGAUAUUACUACUACAUACAUAUAUAUGUGUACUCGUUAGUUGAGUGCAGUCGAGGCCUUGUAUUUGUAUCUAUCAGUUCGUAAAUUAUGUAUAAUAAGUGAGCAAUUUUAUAAAAUACAUUAACGAAUCAAUUAUUACACAGAAAA